This is a messenger RNA of Prosopis cineraria, 2147 nucleotides long. Its product is annotated as agamous-like MADS-box protein AGL104. NCBI's taxonomy places the organism in Eukaryota, Viridiplantae, Streptophyta, Magnoliopsida, Fabales, Fabaceae. Gene Ontology annotation, biological process: positive regulation of transcription by RNA polymerase II. The transcript is spliced from 10 exons. The record is from RefSeq and is a predicted model, not a curated record. The coding region runs from base 63 to 1019 and encodes 318 amino acids. Gene Ontology annotation, molecular function: RNA polymerase II cis-regulatory region sequence-specific DNA binding; DNA-binding transcription factor activity, RNA polymerase II-specific; protein dimerization activity.
UCAUACAGAAUCUGCAAUUUCCUUAAUUUGCAUGCUUUGCAUUUCACGUUCAUAACUUAGAAAUGGGUCGUGUCAAAUUGGAGAUUAAGAGAAUAGAGAACACCAUAAAUCGUCAGGUCACAUUCUCCAAGCGCAGAAAUGGCCUCAUCAAGAAAGCCUACGAGCUGUCCAUUCUCUGCGACAUUGAUAUUGCUCUCAUCAUGUUCUCUCCUUCAGGCCGUGUCAGUCACUUUUCCGGCAGAAGAAGAAUUGAAGAUGUAUUCACACAUUACAUCAAUCUACCAGAUCAAGAAAGAGAUGGCGCUAUAACCUUUCCAGAGCAACCGUACCGCAGGAAUAUUCAGGACAAAGAGUAUCUGUUGAGGACCCUUCAACAACUGAAGAGCGAAAAUGACAUAGCUCUUCAGCUGGCCAAGUUCGUUCCAUCUCCUCUUCUCACCAACAAUCCCGGAGACAUCAACUCGGAGAUUGAAGAGCUUCAACAAGAAGUGAACAGGUUGCAGCAACAGCUUCAAAUGGCGGAAGAACAGAUACGGAUAUACGAGCCGGAGCCAUUGAAGAUGACAUCAACGGCGGAGCUGGAAUCGAGCGAAAAGCAUCUGGUAGAUAUGCUGACGCGUGUAAUGCAGAGGAAGGAAUACGUGAUGAGCAACCAUCUGUCAUCAUACGAUCCGUCGGUGAUGACGUCAUUGGAGAACGUGGGAUGGUUAGGGGAGGGGGGCGAGAGCCACUCGCAUGUAUUCGACGCGUCGGGGACGUUGGAUCCACUGACAUCGACGGUGUACGAGGCAUUCUCCCAGGGAGGGAGGAGCAACAACGGGGAGUGCCACGUGGGCGAGGGAAGCGCCGACGCAAAUCUGCAGGCCUGGCCUCAAGGCUACACAAUAUAUCCUGCCAUGCAGCAGGAGAUGGUGGGAGCAGACAUGCAGGAGAUAAUGCAGCCGCAGCUCAACAAUGUGGCCAUCCCCAGUGACUUCGACUCCAAAACUCAUCCUCACCUCACUCCCCAAUCACUCUGACUCUAUCUAUCCUCUUCUCUCACUAACUUCAUCUUCUUCAACCCUCUCCUCCUAUAUACUCUUUUUCAUAUCUCCCCAUUCAGUUCCCAUAUGCCUUUUUCCCCUCUUCCUUCACAUAUCUUUCCCUUCUUCCUCCUCCUCUUCCUGUUAUUUGGCUUCUUCGUUUUCUCUUCAGGGGUGUUUACAGGAUUCUUCCUCUUCUCCCUUUUUUAAUCCUAACUUCUUCUUCAACCUCUCUCUGCUUGUGAAUAAAGAUUGUCCUACAGAUAUAUUAUGGCUUGCUAACAGAGUAAUGACCUUCCUCUUUUACCUUUUUCCAAGAGCCAGCCAAGUCAUGAAUCGAACGGCCAUAGGCAUGGAAUCUCAUUUCCAAACAAUCUUAAUGCUGGUUUUCACGACGCCGCCUCCUUCAACCCUGCUUCACCCUUACAAUUUGGUGUGUCGCUUUUUCUUUCUGAUCUUUUCCAUCUUACACAUUAUAGUUUGUAUCCUACAUGGCCUGGCCAGCACCGGGCCCGAGGCCUGUGUCAUUGGGCCGCUUGAAAAUGGGUGGCUUCUUCCGUCCGUCUCUUGUUUUACUUUUUUUUUUUUGAGUAAAUACUGAAAUUCAUUCAAAACUAGGAAAAAAUUAAUACAAAGUACAAAAAGGAGAGGCGAAUAUAAGCGUUCCAAGCUAGAAAGUUCGCAUUACAAAUUACAUCCUGUAAGCAAGAUUAAUAGAUACAAUCCAAUUUCUAGUAGUUAAACAAAAUAUAGGUUUCAUAAAUGAUAUCCUUGAAGGGUUGAUCAAGACCAAAGCCUUUGAGAAUGAGGUUCAUCGUUUCAGCAGAAACAAAAUAGGCUUCAACCCUUCUAAAUCCCUUUUUUAAAUUCUCGUAGCAUGUGAGUUGGGCCUCAGCUCACAUAACUCACCUUAAAAUAACUUGAACAUCGCAUCUGCGGCUGAUUAUACUGUGCCUGGAAAUAAAACAGCAAUUAAACAAAUGCCUGGAUUUUUUUGGGAGGCCGAAACAAAUUCCAGAAAUUGAAGUCUGUCUAUGAAGUAGGGAAUUCGAGCAAUAAAAAGAUGCAUUCAUUAUCACGGGAGCGUGGGAGGGAACCAAAAUUUUUUAUUAGAUUUUUCAUUGU